Molecule: messenger RNA, 1360 nt
Organism: Vidua chalybeata
Lineage: Eukaryota; Metazoa; Chordata; Aves; Passeriformes; Viduidae
Gene: DAW1
Product: dynein assembly factor with WD repeats 1
Exons: 13
Coding region: 37-1284 (415 amino acids)
Biological process (GO): negative regulation of transcription by RNA polymerase II
Cellular component (GO): transcription repressor complex; nucleus
Molecular function (GO): protein binding
Source: RefSeq, a predicted model, not a curated record
CAUGGCUGCGGGCGGACGCGCGGGCCCGGGGCGGCGAUGGCGCUGAGGCGGCUCCUGCUGCGCUACUUCCCGCCGGGAAUUAUCUUGGAGUAUGUAGAAGGUGUUGAGUCAAAGACCAGAUCAAUAGAUCUGCUUGAUCUUAGACCUGACACAGAUGUCACAGCCUUAGUAGAAGAAAUCCAAAAAAGAGAACCUCUCAUCACAGCUUCCUGCUUGGAACAUGUCAUGUAUCUAGUACAAAGAUUGCAGGAGAAGCUAGAGGAAAAACAGAAUCACAAAUUCUCUCUUUUUAAGGUGCUUAGAACACACAUAUUGCCUUUGACUAAUGUCGCAUUUAACAAAUCUGGUUCCCGCUUUAUCACUGGAAGCUAUGAUAGAACCUGCAAACUGUGGGAUACAGCAUCGGGAGAAGAGCUGCAUUCGCUGGAGGGACACAGAAACGUUGUCUAUGCAAUAGCUUUCAAUAACCCCUAUGGUGACAAGAUUGCCACUGGAUCUUUUGAUAAAACCUGCAAACUGUGGAGUACAGAAACAGGAAAAUGUUAUCAUACCUUCAGAGGACAUAGUGCAGAAAUAGUGUGUUUAGCAUUUAAUCCUCAGAGCACACUGUUGGCAACUGGAAGCAUGGAUACCACUGCCAAAUUAUGGGAUCUAGAGAAAGGAGAAGAAGUAGCCACUUUAAAUGGACACUCAGCAGAAAUUAUUGCUCUGUCUUUCAAUACCACUGGAGACAGGAUCAUCACUGGCUCCUUUGACCAUACAGUAGCAGUAUGGGAUGUUGGCACUGGCAGGUUGUUACAUACUUUAGUAGGCCACCGAGGAGAGAUUAGCAGUGCCCAGUUCAACUGGGACUGUUCUCUCAUUGUCACUGGAUCAAUGGACAAAACGUGCAUGCUGUGGAAUGCUGUGACAGGGACACACAUAGCGACGCUGGCAGGGCACAGCAGGGAGGUGCUGGAUGUGUGCUUUGACUACGCUGGGCAGCGCAUUGCAACAGCCUCUGCCGAUGGGUCAGCAAGAGUCUAUAAUGCAGGAACAAAACAGUGCAUUGCAAAGCUAGAAGGGCAUGAAGAUGAAAUUUCAAAGGUGUGUUUCAACCCUAAAGGCAAUUGCAUACUAACAGCCAGCUCUGAUAAAACAGCUCGGCUCUGGGAUGCUGCUACUGGACACUGCCUUCAGAUAUUAGAGGGUCAUGCUGAUGAGAUCUUCUCCUGUGCUUUUAACUACAAAGGUGAUACAAUCAUUACAGGGAGCAAGGAUAACUCCUGUAGAAUCUGGCACUGACUGAAGAAAAGGAUCCAGUUUGAUGUAUGCCUGCCUACUUUGUGAGUUUCAGAGUCAAUAAACUCAGCCUGUCAGA